This is a messenger RNA of Sinocyclocheilus grahami, 1913 nucleotides long. RefSeq names its product pescadillo (gene pes1). Gene Ontology annotation, biological process: ribosome biogenesis; maturation of LSU-rRNA from tricistronic rRNA transcript (SSU-rRNA, 5.8S rRNA, LSU-rRNA). The transcript has 14 exons. Gene Ontology annotation, cellular component: nucleolus; PeBoW complex. Bases 171 to 1898 code for a protein of 575 amino acids. The record is from RefSeq and is a predicted model, not a curated record. NCBI's taxonomy places the organism in Eukaryota, Metazoa, Chordata, Actinopteri, Cypriniformes, Cyprinidae. Gene Ontology annotation, molecular function: RNA binding.
GUGCGCCUCAGUUCAAGGGUCCUACUGUCUCGGCUGACUGACAUCACACAAAACACGUGUGUUAGGAGGACGCAUGUUAGUACUGGAUCAGCUCUGCGAUCUAUUUGCCUUUUUAUUGCAAACGUUUUUAAUUUAGGGUUUGUCGAGUGAAAAAAGUCAACUCCGCUGUAAUGGGCGGAUUACAAAAGAAGAAGUAUGAGAGCGGAUCAGCAACUAACUAUGUCAGCAGGAAUAAAGCCCGCAAGAAGCUGAGUCUGAGUCUGGCUGAUUUCAGGCGGUUAUGCAUAUUAAAAGGAAUCUAUCCUCAUGAGCCCAAACACAAAAAAAAGGUCAACAAGGGCUCGACAGCACCUAGAACCUUCUACCUGCUGAAAGACAUUCGUUUCCUCUUGCAUGAGCCUGUUGUUGGCAAGUUCAGAGAGUACAAGAUUUUUGUGAGGAAACUGCGGAAAGCAUAUGGCAAGGCUGAAUGGAGCGGAGUGAAGAGAAUGAAAGAGAACAAGCCUGUGUACAAACUGGACCACAUCAUCAAGGAGAGGUAUCCCACAUUCAUUGAUGCUCUCCGAGAUGUAGAUGAUGCCCUCUCUAUGUGUUUCCUGUUUUCUACGUUCGCUCGCACAGGAAAAUGCCACGUUCAGACAAUUCAGCUGUGCCGGAGACUCGGCGUCGAAUGGAUGAACUACAUUAUUGACUUACGGUCCCUGAGAAAGGUGUUUCUUUCCAUUAAGGGCAUUUACUACCAGGCAGAGGUCCUGGGACAAACCAUCACAUGGAUCGUACCAUAUCAGUUUGCCCAUGAUCACCCUACAGAUGUGGAUUACAGAGUUAUGGCCACAUUUACAGAACUCUACACAACGCUGCUUGGAUUUGUCAACUUCCGCCUUUACCAGACUCUCAACCUUGUCUACCCGCCCAAGCUUGAUGGACAAGGAGAGUUCAACCUCAAAUCAACGUGUGAAGAAGAUUAUGCCCUGGAAUCAGAAAGCUAUUCUGAGAAACUGUCAGCGUUAAGUGCCAGUCUGGCCCGCACGGUUCCCUUAGUGGAGGACGAGGAGGCAGAGCCGGAUCAUUUCCCUGCUGAAGGGGAAGACCUGGAGACAAUGGAGGCGAGAGAGAAGAUCGAGCUGGAGCAAAACAAACAGAAGAAGCUCUUCGAAGGGCUGAAGUUUUUCCUAAACAGAGAAGUUCCCAGGGAAUCGCUGGCUUUUCUCAUCAGGUGUUUCGGUGGACAGGUGUCCUGGGAUAAAUCACUGUGCAUCGGCAGCACAUAUGAUGAAACAGACGAAAUGAUCACACAUCACAUUGUGGACAGACCCACCAUCAACAAACAGUACAUCAACAGGUACUACAUCCAGCCCCAGUGGGUGUAUGACUGUGUAAAUGCGAAGAUUCUGUUACCUGUAGAGGAAUAUUUCCUGGGAGUUACACUGCCGCCCCAUCUGUCACCAUUCGUGGAGGAGAGUGAGGGAGAUUAUGUGCCGCCUGAGAAACUCAAACUCUUGGCCCUGCAGAGAGGAGAGAAGCCACAGACGGAAGAAGAGGAGGAGGAGGAUGAAGAUGACGAAGAGGAAGAUGAUCAAAGUGAGGAAGAAGAUGAGUCUGAAGAUGAAGCAAAUUUAGCUGAAAUGGAGGAGAAGAGAGCUCAGGGAAAGAGGCUGUCAGUAAAGGUGACCCCUGGUAAAGUCAAACAAGAGAACCGCAUGCGAACCGAACAAGAGGAGAAAGCAGAGGAGAAGAGGCUGGCCAUUAUGAUGAUGAAGAAGAAAGAGAAAUACCUCUAUGACAAGAUCAUGUUUGGCAAGAAGAGAAACGUCAGAGAGGUAAGCCUGCUUAGAAAUAGAUGUCAUUUUACGAUCGUAUGUGCUUUCUUUUGUAAAUUUAAAAAUACAAUUGAAUGAAAACACACUCAUCUA